Molecule: messenger RNA, 4206 nt
Organism: Leucoraja erinaceus (little skate)
Lineage: Eukaryota; Metazoa; Chordata; Chondrichthyes; Rajiformes; Rajidae
Product: remodeling and spacing factor 1-like
Exons: 16
Coding region: 96-3875 (1259 amino acids)
Biological process (GO): regulation of DNA-templated transcription
Cellular component (GO): RSF complex
Source: RefSeq, a predicted model, not a curated record
CCGUGUGUGUGUGUGUGGGGGGGGUGGGGAGCAGCAGCCACCACCGCUGCACGCCGGGAUCGCGGAGGAGCCGCGCCGGUCCUCCGGACAGUAAGAUGGCGGCCGUCGCCUCCAAGCCCAAUUUCGCCGUCGUCUGCUCUUUCCUGGAGCGCUAUGGCGCCUCGCUGGAACUGCCCGAGUUCACCUUCCCCGAGCUGGAAGAAGCGCUGGAAAAUAAAAAAGCGGUUCCCCAGCCACUGGUUGACCUUCAGUUGAAGCUGAUGAGGAAGAUUGGAAAGUCUGUCAGCAUUGAUCGAUGGGAAAAGUACCUUCUCAGGAUAUGCCUGGAAUAUAACAAUACUUGGGCCUGGGAGAUGGAAAAAAUCGGAUACACUGAGAUGGAUGCUGAAUGCAAACUUGGCCUCUUAAAGUACCUUUGCGAAUGUCAGUUUGAUGAUAAUUUAAAAUUCAAGAAUGUGCUGAAUGAAGAGGAGCCUGAUGCAAUGCGCAUCCAUCCACUCGGCUGUGAUAAGGAUGGGCUCAUGUAUUGGUACCAGUUGGACCAAGAGUUGAACGUCCGGUUGUACACGGAGGAACAAGAUGAUCAAGAUGGCACCUCAUGGAAGCUCAUUGUAAGGGACCGCAAUGAAUUGGCUGAAACCGUGCAGCUGCUGAAGGGCCAGAUAGAUCCAGCGUUACUGACCAAACUCAUCCAGGAAGAAGUGUCCUCUCGCACCAGCCCUGCACCAGAAGAUGAAGAUUGCAAGAAGGAGCUUGAAGAGCACGGGCGAGAAGAAAUGCUGGGAAAGCAGCAAACUAAACUAGAACCAGUGGUAGAAUCAAAGCCGGCAUUGCCUGUGGCAUCGACCUCUCCAGAAGAAGACGACAAGAAAGCACAUUCAGUCAUCAAGCAGCUGGUCGGAGGGGGGGUAAAGACAGAGCUGCCAGUUAAGGUAGAGCCUGCACUGGAGACGAACAGUGAGAAAGCUGUCGUUGCUAAACUAACCAAAGACGGCAACCUUGAGCGAGCGAGUGGCGAGGAGGGCAGAGCCAGCCGAGGCGAGGUGGUGAAUCGGAGAAGCUCGGGGGACGGGAAGGCGUGCUCGGCUCGGCUGACGGGCGUGGAGUGCGAGAAGCUGGAGAUCAGCAUCAAGGUGGAGCCGAUCGACGGCAUCAAAGAGAAGUCGUCGGAAGAGCUGGAGAGGGCGCUGAGGAACGUGAAGCAGGCCAAGCUCCCUGUGAAGAAGAGGGAGAUCAAGCUGGCCAAGGACUAUGACAGCGGGGUUAAAGGCCCCGUGGGCAAGCCCGUCACCCCCGUCACCCCCGUCAACGAGCUGCUGAGGGAAGGUUUGAGAGUGGCGGUCGAGGCCGGGAGGCCGGCGGCGGCGGAGGAGGAUGGCAAGCAGCUGGUGAACGGCGAGGUCCCCCCGGCGAACCGGCACAGAGCCGGGGAGGAUAAAGCCGGAGCUUCCGCUCCCUCGAAGACCGAAGAGCCCAAGAAUGGACAAGGACCUGAAGCCACGCGCCCGGCAAAGAAGGAGGAGGAAAAUGGGAUUGACGGGCCCGGCGCAAAGGGCGACGCGUCGGCGGCCAGCGCCGCCAGGGAGAAUCACGCAAGCGUGAUAAAAAUCAAGGUCAGCCAGAACUGCGUGGCGAAGGAGAAGGGUGCAGAGCCCGGCCUCCUGGAACUCGGGAAGUCCCCCGACCAAACCAGGUCCAAGUGCGAGGAUGAGGAUUCUUCAAAGUGCUCCAUCGACACCAACCUGUCCGACAAGACGUUACCAGAUAAGAAACGGGUGGAUUGCCCCAAAGGUGCGGAGGAGGGGUGUGGCGACAAGGUUCCCUUGAGGAAGACGAGAACGUCCUCGAAACCGCAGAGUCCGGCAGAGAAGAGCCCGGCAGAAGAUGCGCCGGAGAAGGUGGAGCAAAUGGAGGAGGGGAAGAAGGAGGAGAUGGAGCAGAGUGAAGUCAGAUGCUUAAGAAGGUCGCUGAGAAUAUCCAAGCCCACCAUUAAAGUGACUGAGAAUCAAGAGAAGAGAGCGAGCAAGAAGGAAGAAGCGUCGGCAGCCCAGAGUCCAAGUAAAGAUGAGAGCCAGGGCAAAGUGGAGAAAGAUUCCUCUCUGUCAAGAGGAACCAAGCGCAAGGCUAAAGCCAAUCGAAGGGCCAGGUGGACCAAAUCGAGGGGCAGGCGUAGACAGGAGGAGUCGAGUGAGGAGAGCGACAGCGACCAAGAUGACGAGGAAGCAGAUGAAGCCGGCGAAGGGAAGCCAGCAGAAGAUGAUGAGCCCUGUAAAAAAUGUGGCUUGUCCAACCACCCCGAACUGAUUCUGUUGUGUGACUUCUGCGACAGCGGCUACCAUACAGCAUGCCUUCGGCCUCCGCUGAUGACCAUCCCAGAUGGUGAAUGGUUCUGCCCUCCUUGCCAACAUAAAUUUCUGUGCGACAAACUAGAAGAACAGUUGGAAAACAUAGAUAUGAUGAUAAAAAAGAAGGAAAGAGCUGAGAGAAGGAAAGAGAGGCUGGCGUUUGUGGGAAUUAAUGUUGAAAAUAUCAUUACUCCAAAAGACUUAGUACCAGAAGAACCGGAAAUAAAAGACCUGAAAUCCUUGGAAAGGCGAUCAGGACGAACAAGGAGAUCCAUUAAUUAUAGGUUCGACGAAUUUGAUGACGCAAUCGAUGAAGCAAUUCACGAAGACAUACAGGAGGCAGAGGGCAAAGGUUCUGGAAGAGGCAAAGACAUGGCCAACAUCACUGGACAAUCACUUGGGAAAGAUAUCUCCACCAUACUCGCAGAGGCGAAAGACAAUAAGCGGCCAUUACGGGAAGCUGCCUGCAGGCGCAAGAAAAGGCGAAGACUGAAUGACCUGGACAGCGAUAGCACACUUGAGAAUGAAGAGAGCGAGGAGGAGUUCAAAAUAAGUGAAAGCGAGGAAGAGUUUGAGAUCUCUGAGCGGGACAGCGAGGCAGACCCCGGGUCAAACGACGAGGAUGGUUUUGACAUCCCCCGGCGAGGAAGACAUCACAAGUAUACCGAGCCCAUGAGGCGGAGUCGGAGGUUACGAGGGAGAGAGGUGAAGCGGUAUUCAGACGAGGAUGAAGAGGACGAAGAUGAACGAGCAGAGAGCGAAGGUUCAAGUUGUUACAGUGACCUGCUGGACAUGAGGAGGAGGCGAUCGAAACGGAACCAAGCCAAGAAGGUCAAUUACAGAGAAGAUUCGGAAUCGGAGAAAUCUAUGAAGAGUGGUGCCAGUAGGAAGGAAAGACUUCGAGGGCACAAACGUAGGCUGUACAUUACAAUGAGCGACGAGAGCUCGAGCGGCAGAAGUUCGGAUGAAGAGCAGGAGGAGGAGGAGGAGGAGGGGAGGCCCCAGCGGAAGCGCCCGAACCGGAUCGAGGACGAGGAAGACGAGGAGGACGAGCCGACGCUGGUGAGCAGGCUGACCGCCAAGCCGUGCAGGGAUUACAGCAAGAAGCCCGCCUACCGGCUGAUGAGCGAGGGGGAGGAGGAAGAGGAGGAGGAAGAGGAGGAGGAGGAGGAGGAGGAAGAGGAGGAGGAGGAGGUAGGGGUCGCGGCCAGCGCCAGCGCCAGUGCCAGUGCCAGCGCCGCCGCCGCCGACGAGAAGGGAGCCGGCCCCUUGGACUGCGGCGUGACCGAGCUGCCGCCUUCCAACGGACAGAACCUGGUCAGCAGGACCAGCGAGAAGAACCAAACGUCCAAGCCCGCGGCUGCCGCUGCCCCCGGCCCGGCGCUCAACGGAGCCUGCGACGGCGAGGUGGGUGCGGCGUCGACGUUGGCGUCGGCGUCAGGAGCGGCUGAAGCGGGGGACGAAGACGAAGAUGACCUCUUGGGAGUAACUGAUCUUGUAGAAUAUGUUUGUAAUAAUGAACAAGUAUAAAAGAAAAACACUUUUUACACUAGUUUAAAUAAUUUAUUCCAUAGUAGCUGUACAUCAGGCCAGUUAUCGUGUCUAUAUUUUGGGUUGUAUUCAUUAAACCAGAGAGCGUUGCAUCCAUUUCCUCUCUUUCCCUCCCCCACCCCUUCCCCCCCUUCCCUCAUUCCAGCUUGCUCCCCUCUUCUCUUAAAGUGACCAAUUUUUAAGGUAAUUAACACGGUAGGUCCCAUUAACAUUUUUUUUUAAUUUAGCUGCGUUUCUUUUUUUGUGUGUGUUCUGUAUAAUUCAGUCGUCUAUCGUGCGAAGAGUUUUUUAAAAAGAAAAAGAUCUGCCU